Molecule: messenger RNA, 971 nt
Organism: Schistocerca piceifrons (Central American locust)
Lineage: Eukaryota; Metazoa; Arthropoda; Insecta; Orthoptera; Acrididae
Product: rhodanese domain-containing protein CG4456-like
Exons: 4
Coding region: 58-432 (124 amino acids)
Cellular component (GO): mitochondrion
Molecular function (GO): thiosulfate-cyanide sulfurtransferase activity
Source: RefSeq, a predicted model, not a curated record
AAUAUACAAAUUAUACAGCUGGAAGUUCACAUCCAGGAGGACAGUCAAGAUCUCAAAAUGCCCACAGAAAUCAGUCCAGAUCACCAUCUUUCAUAUGAUGAUGUUGUAAAACUUACAAAAGCGAAACAAAUUUAUUUGAUCGAUGUUCGAGAACCCCAAGAGCUAAAAGAAACUGGCGAACUUCCUGAGAGUGUUAACAUUCCUCUGAAAGAUGUGUCCAAGGCUUUAGGAGAGCUUUCAGACAGCGAGUUUCAAAAGAAAUAUAAUGCAACAAAACCUGGUCUAGAUGCACCUCUCAUAUUUUCUUGCCGUGCUGGAGGAAGGAGCCUGAAAGCAUUGCAAACAGCUCUAGAGCUUGGGUAUACAAAGGCAAAGCACUACAAAGGUGGUUUCAUGGACUGGGAACAGCACACAAAAUCAAAGAAUUCAUAGAUAAGUGCAAUACUUAGAGCAACAAAAAUUUUUUGUAGCACUUCAACAGAAUAAAAUGUGAUGCUGUGUCUCCAUUUCAGUGCAGAACCAGAUGUUAUACCCCUCAUGACACCUGGAACAGAAGAUUUUUUUAAAAAAAGUUUACUGCAAUAUGCUAUGCAUUAAUGAACGUAUGUUUGUUUAUAUAAUGAUAGCUCUUAUACCAGUAAUACAAUUUUUACAAGGUUUUAUGUAAAAUGACAUUAAAAAAGUAUACAAUUAUUUUUUAUUUUUUUACAAUGCAAUUUUGGGGCUUAUGCCUUCAUGUAACUAAAGUUUUUACUAGCUUGCUAUAUUUUGUCUCUGCUGAUCUUGUAAGGAUUUUCUGCAGCUUAUGGUUUUAGAAUUUGCGAAUUUCAGACAAUUUGCAUGUCAUAGGCCAGAGUUAUACAUGGCAGUAGAAUUCUAGUGCUCAAGAGGAUGGCUUUUAGAAAUUUCAGAGUGAUUUUGUCAAACAACUAUUCCCUGUAGUGAUAUUAUAUUACCUUGCUUUAAGACUA